CAAAAAGAGGAGCGUCUCAUUUCCUUAUCUUUGGCAUCGCCAAGAGAGCGAAACCAGAGGGGCGGUUCUUGAUGCCUCCGACGGCGAACCUGUAGCAACUGAUUCCCGCUCAUCUCUUUGCCGCCCACUAUGUCUCUCUCCUUGAUCUCCAGCAUGGCCGGGCCCGCCGGUGUGUUCGCCUCCCGGCACCAGGACUCCUUCCCCUCCAUCCCCUCCUCCCCCGCUCGCACCAGUCGCGGUGCCGCGCACGUGGCGCGUGCGAGGAAGGGCCUCUCCUCUCGCUCCCGCCGCCUCGAGAAGCGGGACAAGAAGGGUGGCGCCACCACGGUGAACGACGAGGCGCCGCCGGCGGAGGUUGGUGGAGGGGGGAUGCUCCCCAUGGAGAGCCCAGGAGGAGGGGGGAUCGAGGGGUUCGAGUACUCGACGACGCCGAUGCCGGUGCUACAGGGCGAGGAUAAGGAUUUCUGGGAGGGCCCCCAGUGGAACGCCCUCGGCUUCUUCGUCCAGUACCAGUGGGCCUUCGGCAUCGUCUUCGCCCUGAUUGCUUGUGGGAUUGCUGUUGCUACAUAUAACGAAGGCGCAACCGAUUUUAGGCAAACACCUGUCUACAAGGAGUCUAUUCAGUCCCGCGAGCUAUUAGAAGAACCAGAGGCAUCAAACACUGAUGUGUUUGAGGCAAAUCCAACUGAGGUAGCACCGAGCCUGGAAUAGCCUUAUAUAUCUGAUAGUUUCUGGUGCCAUCAGUUAAUUAAGGCAGUGCAGGCCAUCGUGCAGGUUCAGUUCCACGAAAUAUUUGCCAUCAAUUGUAAGCAUCAGUUUGUAUUUGGCGCACUUGUUUAUGUUGUCGUGAUUGUAUCUUUAUCGUAGAACAUAGGCCAUGAAAUCACCUGGAAUGCAUGUGUUUUUCAUAAGAAAUGCCAUGGCCAAAUAUAAGCCAUCAUAACUGAA
This is a messenger RNA of Musa acuminata AAA Group (dessert banana), 948 nucleotides long. RefSeq lists its product as uncharacterized. Lineage: Eukaryota; Viridiplantae; Streptophyta; Magnoliopsida; Zingiberales; Musaceae. Bases 130 to 711 code for a protein of 193 amino acids. The transcript is spliced from 2 exons. The record is from RefSeq and is a predicted model, not a curated record.